AUGAUGAAAUCAAAUGAUACAAGAUUCAAAUUGAAAAAGACUGGACAUUCAUGGCAAGUAGAGGUAGCCCAACCUCUAGAUUUUGAUAGAGGACAAAAGAUAUAUUAUUUGAAUGUGACAGCUGAGGAUAAAGGACCACCAUCUUUACAUAGUUCUGUUUUGGUUGAGGUUGUGGUAAUUAAUAUAAAUGACAACGAACCAUACUUCAUAAGCUCCCCUUACACCUUUUCAAUACCUGAGGACAUAGAGACGAAAGUUCUGAUUGGUCGUGUGAUGGCUGAGGAUGUGGACCAUGAUAAACUUACAUUCUCUGUCACUGGUUCUGAUUUUAAAGUUGAUAAUGUGACUGGAAAUCUUUACACCAAUGCUGUGUUUGUCAACAAACUGAACUCACUGUAUUUCCGUGUUAGUGUAUUUGAUGGAAAACAUACUACUACUUCCAAUGUAACAGUCCACAUUGAAGAUGUCAACAAUAAUGUUCCAAACUUUCUUAAUUCAUCUUACCAGUUUAAUGUGGUAGAGAAUGUCAAUAAUACUCAAAUUGGAAAAGUACAGGCAAAAGAUUCUGAUAGAGGGAACAACAGUAAAAUCCAGUAUAAACUUCUGUCAUCAGAAUGGGAUCAUAAUUUGAAUGUUGAUAUUCAAACUGGUGCCAUAUCUGUGUCUGGCUCAUUGGACAGGGAACAGUUAGACAGUACACAUGGUAAAAUAUAUUUUGUUGUCAUGGCAAUAGAUCAAGGAACACCUUCAUUGACUGGAACAUCUGAGGUCAUUGUAGAGGUCAUGGAUGUUAAUGACAAUUGUCCUAAAUUCCCUGGAGAUGGUAGAAAAUAUACCUACAUAAUUACAGAAUUAACGAAACCAGUCAAUUUCCAUACUGCAGAGGCCAUAGACAAAGACAGUGAUGUUAGUAACAACAAAAUAGAAUACAGUUUAACAAGUGGUGGAUCGUACUUCAUGAUACACCAAAAUGGCAGUCUCUCAGCAAAACACAAUCUUAAAAUGGAAAACACUACCAAUGGAAAGUUUAAGAUUGUUAUAAAUGCCAAAAACAGCAAAUUUUGUGGCCAUAUUUCUGAUGCUUCACAAGAAGUUGAAGUUGUAUUGGAGGAUGUGAAUGACCAUUUUCCCAUUAUGGCAAAGAAGAUAUUUUCAAUUAAUUUACCAGAGAGCUUUUUAACAGGGUCAUCCAUCAUGAACAAACAAAGAAUAAAAGCUACUGAUGCUGAUACAGAUAAAAGGUACAACACUGUAACUUACUGGAUAACAGGAGGGAAUAACAAUAGUACAUUUGUGAUAUACCAUUAUACUGGAGAUAUCAUCCUGGCCAAACAACUGGAUUAUGAUGAUGGUGGACAGAGGUCUUACACAUUGGAGGUUUCAGCCAUUGACUGUCUGGACUCUGUAGACGGACAUUGUAACCAUAGUGACACAGCUACUGUCAAAAUUGGUGUCGCAGAUAUUAAUGACAACAAACCUACCUUCACCAAAGAUGUGUAUAGAUGUACAGUUUCAGAGAACAGUACAGUUCCUAUAGCUGGAUGUAACCUUAUUGUUACAGACUUAGAUACAGGCAUCAAUGGACAAUAUGAUGUGUCUGUGAAGAAUGAUACAAGAUUCCAAAUAAAGAGGACCGGAAGUUUAUGGCAAGUAGUGGUAGUCAAAGCUCUAGAUUUUGACAGAGAACAAAAGAUAUAUUAUUUGAAUGUGACAGCUGAGGAUAAAGGAACACCAUCUUUACAAAGUUCUGUUUUGGUUGAGGUUGUGGUAACUAAUAUAAAUGACAAUGAACCAUACUUCAUCAGCGCCCCUUACACCUUUACAAUACCUGAAGACAUAGAGACAAAUGUUCUGAUUGGUCGUGUGAUGGCUGAUGAUGUGGACCAUGAUAAACUUACAUUCUCUGUCACUGGUUCUGAUUUCAAAGUUGAUAAUGUGACUGGAAAUCUUUACACCAAUGCUGUGUUUGUCAACAAACUAAAUUCACUGUAUUUCCAUGUUAGUGUAUUUGAUGGUAGACAUACUACUACUACCAAUGUAACAGUCCACAUUGAAGAUGUCAACAAUAAUGUUCCACACUUUCUUAAUUCAUCUUACCAGUUUAAUGUGGUAGAGAAUGUCAACAAUACUCAAAUUGGAAAAGUACUGGCAACAGACUCUGAUAGAGGAAACAACAGUGAAAUCCAGUAUAAACUUCUGUCAUCAGAAUGGGAUCAUAAUUUGAAAGUCAAUAUUCAAACUGGUGCCAUUUCUGUAUCUGGCUCAUUGGACAGGGAACAGUUAGACAGUACACAUGGUAAAAUAUAUGUUGUUGUCAUGGCAAUAGACCAAGGAACACCUUCAUUGACUGGAACAACUGAGGUCAUUGUUGAGGUCUUGGAUGCUAAUGACAAUUGUCCUAAAUUUCCAGGAGAUGAUAGAACAUAUACUUAUCUAUUGACAGAAUUAACAAAACCAGUCAACUUCCAUACAGCAGAUGCCAAAGACAAAGACAGUGAUAUUAGUAACAACAAAAUAGUAUACAGUUUAGCAAGUGGUGGAUCUUACUUUUUAAUGCAUCAAAAUGGCAGUCUCUCAGCAAAACACAAUCUUAAAAUGGAAAACACUACCAAUGGAAAGUUUAAAAUUGUUUUAAAUGCCAAAAACAGCAAACCUUGUGGCCACAUUUCUCAUGCUUCACAAGAAGUUGAAGUUGUAUUAGAGGAUGUUAAUGACCAUUCUCCCAUUAUGACAAAGAAGAUAUUUUCAGUUAAUCUACCAGAGAGUUUUUAUACAGGGUCAUCCAUUAUGAACAAAGAUAGAAUAAAAGCUACUGAUGCUGAUACAGAUAAAAGGUACAACACUGUAACUUACUGGAUAACAGGAGGGAAUAACAAUGGUACAUUUGUGAUAGACCAUUAUACUGGAGAUAUCAUCCUAGCUAAAGAACUAGAUUAUGAUGAUGGUGGAAAGAAGUCUUAUAAGUUGGAGCUCUGUUCCUGCUAA
Molecule: messenger RNA, 2985 nt
Organism: Mytilus trossulus (common blue mussel)
Lineage: Eukaryota; Metazoa; Mollusca; Bivalvia; Mytilida; Mytilidae
Product: fat-like cadherin-related tumor suppressor homolog
Exons: 22
Coding region: 1-2985 (994 amino acids)
Biological process (GO): homophilic cell-cell adhesion
Cellular component (GO): plasma membrane; cell-cell junction
Molecular function (GO): calcium ion binding
Source: RefSeq, a predicted model, not a curated record